Messenger RNA from Ixodes scapularis (black-legged tick), 1970 nucleotides. It is a transcript of the gene Vps16B, whose product is annotated as spermatogenesis-defective protein 39 homolog. The transcript has 19 exons. NCBI's taxonomy places the organism in Eukaryota, Metazoa, Arthropoda, Arachnida, Ixodida, Ixodidae. Gene Ontology annotation, biological process: vacuolar transport; intracellular protein transport. The record is from RefSeq and is a predicted model, not a curated record. Bases 395 to 1915 code for a protein of 506 amino acids. Gene Ontology annotation, cellular component: cytoplasm.
CAGCGCGCUUAGUGGUUGUGAGCGGAACUGUAUUGCGUUCAUGUGACCGAACCGACCGCGAGAAAAGGUGGGGUCAUGCGUGCUUUUCGGUCAUGGCGACGAUGUAAACAACUCUUUCGAGGUUUCCAGGGGGUGGUGGUGAUCGCGAAUUUCGUUGCAGCGGUCCGAGUGUUCCGCCCAUCGUGGAUCCGAGUUUAAAUAUAUCUCUGUGUCCUGAUCAAGAACUCAUCACUAUAUAUCUAUAUAUAUCAUCACCGAAGGAAACAAGCAAGACCAAAAAUAGAAUGACCGGCCUAAGCUUACGUGUUGCCCUGACGCUUUGCGCUUGAAUCGUCCACGUAUUUAAACAGCAGGUGCUUCGAUGACAGCUGACGAAGUUCACAGAUAAGCCAAGAUGGAUAGUGGUAGGACAAGUGCCUGCGCAUUUUGGCUCCAGACCCCAGCCUCGUUGGAUGAGGCCGCCCAGCUCUCGGCACGGGUUAACCAGCAGGCCAACUUUGGCUCGGACCUUUUCAAGCAAUCGACGCUGGAUGACUGCCUGGAGAAUGUGCCUCAGCAGUCAAGAAAAAAGCUGGAUGUUUCGGCGGAUGACGACUAUUGGAAUUCUUCUGGCCAAGUUGGAUUCAGCUUUGAAGACGAUUGGGACGACAGCAAGAGGAGUACGUCGUUCAAUGAAUUGCCUCCACAACCUCGAAACAACCUCAAACACGGUGCAACUGGUAAAGGGACGGACCUCAAGCUUCCUUCGCCUUCCUCCACUUCAGUUCCGCUGCCUUCGAGCCCACAGUCCAGACGCCUUGACUUGGGGGACAUCCAGAAGCAUGCCGAGAAGCUUAGGAUUGGGAGUCAGGCUCCCACAAAAUACUCAAGGGACACCAGCGUCACACCCGAGGAAACUGUGAAAAACAUCAUCGUCGGUCAGCCCUACUACCUGGAGCAGCAUCGAUCGAAGGAGAGCAAGGUUGCCCUGCUGAACGAGGCGAUUCGUCUGCAGGAUGGAAAUGCCAUCACAGCUGUGGUGCUGUUCCUGAAACGCACCCUGAAGCCCUCGCUGUUUAACCAGGAGCUGAUGCAGCGACCCAAGGCCAUCUCCCACUACGUAAACCACCUGCGCUCCAUCCAGGACAACACGCAGCUCGUGGACGUGCUCGGCAUGCUUGGAAGAACUGAAGAUGCAGCUAUGGUGAAAUACAAACUUGCCACGGAGAUACCUGAAGCGGCCGCAAGACUUAGGAAUCUCCAGUCGUGCCUGAAAUCUCAUUUUCAGUCAGAUCCAUUGUUGAGCUUUCAAGCGGAGCUUAUAAAAGAUGAGAUCAAACUACUCGAGAUGCAACUUGCUAUUGAGGAAGAAGACGCGAGGGUGGAGAAGGAGGGGCAGAACCUGCUCAUGCGGGAGUUUCCCCGCAAAGCCUCGGUCGUGGGGACGCCCCUGGUGUCUACACUCUACUACUGCUGCAUGUACCACUACAACACGGCAACUAGCAACAUAUCCAAUCCAAGCCAGAUGAAGGCACUGUUCAAUCUCACGGAAAAGCAGUUCACAUGGACUGCGCUCUCCGCCCUGGCCCAGAUCAAGCACUGGAAAGAGGUCGACAACCUCUUUCAGGGCAAGUCGUGGCUGGGAAAAUCGAAGAUGCGCUGCUGCAUUGGAUUUGACAAGGCUGUCGAGGUCCUUGCCAAAGCGCAGGCUCCACCCGAGGUGUUCGAGCGAUAUCUGCAGUUGGUGGACGACACGGACAGGCGGCUGUCUCUGGCGACGCAGUACAAGUGCCACAGGGUGGCCAUUGAUACGCUCGUGUCGCUUCGAGACAGACAGAGACUGAUCAGAUACAGGGACGACUUGACGCCACAGAGCGCCCCUUUCGUCGAGGUGCAGCACGUCUUGAACAACUCGGUGGUGAAGUGGAAGAACUAGGAUCUUUGACUGCCGGCUAGGUCAACAAAAAUAAAAUUAUAUUUUUUCAUAUUUA